This is a messenger RNA of Urocitellus parryii (Arctic ground squirrel), 1425 nucleotides long. RefSeq names its product lipoyltransferase 1 (gene Lipt1). Gene Ontology annotation, biological process: protein lipoylation. Gene Ontology annotation, molecular function: lipoyltransferase activity. Lineage: Eukaryota; Metazoa; Chordata; Mammalia; Rodentia; Sciuridae. Gene Ontology annotation, cellular component: cytoplasm; mitochondrion. The record is from RefSeq and is a predicted model, not a curated record.
CGGCGCGUGGUGGCGGGUGGAAACGGGCCCGGCGGGGCGCUCGGGGUUCUUCGGGCGGCGGGCAAGGACAAAGAUCCCCGAGACGGGUUCUGCGUGCGCGCGCCUCUGGCCUUCAGGGGCUGGUGCUGCAGGCUCUGCAGCUUGUGCUCUGCGCUCGGCACGACCUGAUGGCUCUGUUAAGAGCGGCCGAUCCCGAGCCCCGGUCGGGUGUGUCAGGUGGCAAAGUAGAUGUCUGGCAUGCUGAUCCCAUUUUCAGUGAAGAACUGCUUCCAGUUGCUUCGUAAUCACAAGAUUCCAGCAGCAGGCUUUAAAAACACCACAAAAGGUGGGCUCAUUUUACAGUCAAUUUCCAAUGAUGUAUAUCAAAAUCUGGCUGUAGAAGACUGGAUCCAUGACCAUGUAAACCUAGAAGGCAAGCCAAUUCUUUUCUUUUGGAGAAAUUCUCCCUGUGUUGUGAUUGGUAGGCAUCAAAAUCCUUGGCAAGAAUGUAACCUGAAUCUGAUGAGAGAAGAAGGUAUAAAACUGGCUAGGAGAAGAAGUGGAGGAGGAACAGUCUACCAUGAUAUGGGUAAUAUCAAUUUGACUUUCUUUACAACCAAAAAAAAGUAUGAUAGAAUGGACAAUCUGAAAUUAAUUGUGAGAGCACUGAAUGCUGUCCAACCCCAGCUGGAUGUUCAGGCUACCAAAAGAUUUGACCUUUUACUUGAUGGUCAGUUUAAAAUCUCAGGAACAGCCUCAAAGAUUGGCCGGACUACUGCUUAUCACCAUUGUACCUUAUUAUGUAGUACUGAUGGAACCUCUUUGUCUUCUUCACUAAAGAGCCCUUACCAAGGGAUCAAGAGCAAUGCCACUACUAGCAUACCUUCUUUAGUGAAAAAUCUUUUGGAGAAAGAUCCUACUCUGACCUGUGAAGUACUGAUGAAUGCUAUUGCUGCAGAGUAUGCUGCUUAUCAUCAAAUUGAUAAUCACAUUAAUCUAAUAAAUCCAACUGAUGAAACACUGUUUCCUGGAAUAAAUAGCAAAGCCAAAGAACUACAAACUUGGGAAUGGAUAUAUGGCAAAACACCAAAGUUUAGUAUAGACACUACUUUGGAUGUGUUAUAUGAGCAGUCACACUUGGAAAUUAAAUUAUUCAUAGAUAUAAAGAAUGGAAGAAUUGAAAUCUGCAAUAUUGAAGCACCUGAUCAUUGGAUACCACUGGCAAUAUGUGACAAGUUAAAUUCAAGUUUUAUUGGCAGCAAGUUUUGCCCAACUGAAACUACCAUGCUGACAAACAUUUUACUUAGAACAUACCCAGAAGACCAUGAACUACAUAGUAAAUGGGAUAUUCUUUGUGAAAAAAUUAGAGGAAUAAUGUGACUCCAAGCAACUAUUUAUAUUGUCAGUUUCAAUGAGAGAAUAAAACUUUUAAAUGCAUUGUAUGUC